AUGGCGUCCUCCCUGCUUGAGGAGGAAGCUCAUUAUGGCUGCAGUCCCCUGGCCAUGCUGACAGCGGCGUGCAGCAAAUUUGGUGGCUCCAGCCCUCUGCGGGACUCAGCGACACUGGGCAAAGCAGGCACAAAGAAGCCAUACUCUCUGGGCAGUGACCUUUCGGCCCCCAAAACCAUGGGCGAUGCCUACCCAGCCCCCUUUUCAAGCACCAAUGGGCUCCUCUCACCUGCAGGCAGUCCUCCAGCACCCACCUCGGGCUAUGCCAAUGACUACCCUCCCUUUUCCCACUCAUUCCCUGGGCCCACGGGCACCCAGGACCCUGGGCUACUAGUGCCCAAGGGGCACAGCUCUUCUGACUGCCUGCCCAGUGUCUACACCUCUCUGGACAUGGCACACCCCUAUGGCUCCUGGUACAAGGCAGGCAUCCACGCAGGCAUCUCACCAGGCCCUGGCAAUGCUCCUACUCCUUGGUGGGACAUGCACCCUGGGGGCAACUGGCUAGGUGGCGGGCAGGGCCAGGGUGAUGGGCUGCAAGGGACACUACCCACAGGCCCUGCUCAGCCUCCACUGAACCCCCAGCUGUCCACCUACCCAUCCGACUUUGCCCCCCUUAAUCCUGCCCCCUACCCAGCUCCCCACCUCCUGCAGCCAGGGCCCCAGCAUGUCUUGCCCCAAGAUGUCUAUAAACCCAAGGCGGUGGGCAACAGCGGGCAGCUGGAGGGGAGUGGUGGAGCCAAACCCCCUCGGGGUGCAGGCACAGGGGGCAGUGCUGGCUACGGGGGCAGUGGAGCAGGGCGCUCCUCCUGCGACUGCCCCAACUGCCAGGAGCUAGAGCGCCUGGGCGCCGCGGCGGCCGGGCUGCGGAAGAAGCCGAUCCACAGCUGCCACAUUCCGGGCUGCGGCAAAGUGUAUGGCAAGGCCUCCCAUCUGAAGGCCCACCUGCGCUGGCACACGGGCGAGAGGCCCUUCGUCUGCAACUGGCUCUUCUGCGGCAAGAGGUUCACCCGUUCGGACGAGCUGGAGCGCCACGUGCGCACUCACACCCGGGAGAAGAAGUUCACCUGCCUGCUCUGCUCCAAGCGCUUUACCCGAAGCGACCACCUGAGCAAACACCAACGCACCCACGGCGAGCCAGGCCCAGGACCCCCACCCAGCGGCCCCAAGGAGCUGGGGGAGGGCCGCAGCGCCGGGGAAGAAGAGGCCAAUCAGACGCCCCGACCUCCGGCCUCACCGGCACCCGCAGAAAAAGUCCCUGAAGGCAGCCCAGAGCAGAGCAACCUGCUGGAGAUCUGA
Messenger RNA from Globicephala melas (long-finned pilot whale), 1296 nucleotides. RefSeq names its product Sp7 transcription factor (gene SP7). Gene Ontology annotation, molecular function: RNA polymerase II cis-regulatory region sequence-specific DNA binding; DNA-binding transcription factor activity, RNA polymerase II-specific. Lineage: Eukaryota; Metazoa; Chordata; Mammalia; Artiodactyla; Delphinidae. Gene Ontology annotation, biological process: regulation of transcription by RNA polymerase II. The record is from RefSeq and is a predicted model, not a curated record.